AUGAAAGUACUGAUCGUGCUGGCCCACCCGGAAAAAUCUUCUCUGACCUGCUCUUUAGCUCAUAUCGCAAAAGAAAGUUUUGAGGCCAUUGGUGACGAAGUUCAAGUAAGUGAUUUAUAUGCUAUGAAUUGGAAAAGCAGUGUCGAUAGAGAUGACUUUCCUGCAUAUAAACCAGAGAGAUUGUUCGUUUGUGCGGCAUCUAAAGAUGCCACACAAAAUGGUACACUGACUGAUGACGUUGUUGCAGAGCAACAGAAGCUGCUCUGGGCGGAUGCUCUACUUUUAGUUUUUCCUUUUUGGUGGUUUUCUGUCCCUGCAAUUCUCAAAGGAUGGGUAGAGCGCGUGUUCUCUUUCGGCUUCGGCUAUGGGAUCGGUGAAUAUAAUGAUGUUCAUUGGGGUGAUCGUUACGGUGAGGGUACCUUAUUUGGAAAGAGGGCUAUGCUUAUUACAAGUGUGGGAGGUUGGCAGACUCAUUACAGUGCGAGGGGUAUAAACGGCCCUAUUGACGAUCUCCUCUACCCUAUUAAUCACGGCAUCUUAUUCUAUUCGGGGUAUGAGGUUUUGCCUCCUUUUGUUGUUUAUCGUAGCGACAGUUUGGAUGCACAAGGAUUUGCACAAGUGUCCGAGAACUUGAGAAAGCGAACAGCUUCAUUCAAGGAAACCAUACCUAUCAACUUCAGAAGACAAAAUGGGGGUGAUUACGCGAUCCCAAGCCUUGAAUUACAUGAAGAGUUGAGUCCUGGAUGUAGCGGCAUGGGACUGCAUAUUAAAAAAGCGGAUAACUAG
Messenger RNA from Zygotorulaspora mrakii, 786 nucleotides. Its product is annotated as NAD(P)H-dependent oxidoreductase. NCBI's taxonomy places the organism in Eukaryota, Fungi, Ascomycota, Saccharomycetes, Saccharomycetales, Saccharomycetaceae. The transcript has a single exon. Gene Ontology annotation, cellular component: cytosol. The coding region runs from base 1 to 786 and encodes 261 amino acids. Gene Ontology annotation, molecular function: NAD(P)H dehydrogenase (quinone) activity. The record is from RefSeq and is a predicted model, not a curated record.